AAUAAAGUCCACAUCCCCGUAUUCCAUAUUCCCAGGAGCCAGCAAAAGACACGACGGUUGAAGCUGAUUGCUUUUCCUGGUGGAGCACUGGAGAAUCCGAGACUUCAGAGAGCGCUAGUUCGGCACGUUUGGUGGCUCAGCCUUCUUCGUCGUCGUCGUCUCUUCUCCUGUUCAUUCAACAUCUUCAGACUUGCGGAGGGCUGUAUCAUGUUCAGCGCAUUGGGUUUCUCCCAGAAAUAAACAACAAAGCCUUCUUCUCUCUUGGUCUUUUGCCUGCAUAGAACGAACGAGAGACACCUGUAAAUCCUCCCGAGAAUGUAUGCCGGCCUCAAAAGGUUGUCCAGGUACUGACAGCAUCGUUUUAGAUACUAUGCACGGGUCACAUAAUUACAAUAACCCUCUUCGCCCACCAACCUCCAAUCCUCCAGCACCAGAAUGGCGGCUUUCGGCCACGGCGACGCCGCAGCGGCAUCCUCCUCCUCCUCCUCCUCCUCCUCCUCCUCCGCAGCCGUCCCAGUCCUACAGUCCAGGUACUGCUCAUGGAUCUAGUUAUGGCCAUCCUCCCCCUAAUCCUGGCGUGAGUGCAUCUCCUGCGUCUGGUGUGAUCAGCGCGGCCGGGGCCAAUACGACGUCAUGGGGGGUCAACUAUAAUAGGCAGAACUAUAUACCAACACCUCCACCUUUACCACCUCGACCCGCAAGCGCAACGGGUCAUCUCCAGAAUGUGCACUCCCCGAUCGUCAGCUCUCCGGCGACUGCCCCAAGCUACGGGGGUCAAAUUUCUUCAGGGGACUACUCCCAGCAAUGGACAUCGCAUCCUUCUUACGCUCCUCAACCACCUGUUACAUCGUUGUCGCCCCCGCCUCCCCCAGCAACAAACCCUCAUUAUCAGGCCCCCGCGUCGGCACCGACACAGCAGACAUGGCACCAGCAGCCACCUCCGUCCUAUUCCAACAUCCAACUUGGCCAAUAUCAUCCUAGUCCGACUGCUCCUGCUGUACCUAGCACCGUCAGCUCUCCCCCGCCGGUUCACCUGCCCCCAACAGGAUUCUCCCAGCAACCGUAUCCCCAGCUCGUCAGCUCGCCUCCACCUGAAAGACCAGCGACACACUCUCCUGCGCCGCAAAUCCUUCCGGUAGUAGCCCCUCCCGUGCCCCCCAAAAUGAGUCCUCUAGUCAUUCCUGCCGGUCCUUCAGCGCUGGGAUCCGGGGGCCCAUCUGAUUGGGAACAUUUAUCCCCCGUCCCGGGAGAUGUUGAUGAUGUGGACAUUUUCAAGCCUAAACGGGACACUAUCCCUCUAAACAAUGUCCUACAUGAGUUGGCCCCGAGCCAGCCGGUCCCUCCUCCUCCGCUUCCUCCCAGUAUUCAAAACCAGAUGGUGAGCCCAGAUGCUCCGCCUCCUUGGAGGGAUUCUCCUGAUAGCCUGGGCGGCUCUCAUGAUUUCCAUGCGCCGCCUCGUCCCGCGCGAAUGAAUAGCACGGAAUCCGAUUAUAGCGCGGUGUCUGCUCUGGAAACUCCAGAGAGCAUUGACGGGGUCAUUGAAGCAUGGAAUCGACCCCUUGCGCCACAGAGCAAACCUCCGACAGAGCAACGAACCCCCGAUUUCGAGCCGCAGCCGGUGUCCCCUCACCAAAGCCCUAGCCCGCUUGAUAUUCCCGCGAAACACGAGCCACCCCUCUCCGUCAAAGAGACCGCACCCAACGCUGUGGUGGAUCGUGUGAAAGUCGUAAUCAGUGAGCCGGCCCCACAGAUUAAGCCGGUAGAUCCCUACGAGGAUAUGGAUCCUUGGGCGAAGUCUUCUUUGGAACGUUACGUGGCCAUGCUACGAAAGGAAGCGGUGGCUGACUCGGACGAGGAACGAUUCAAACUCUUCACGGCAUUUAUGGCCAAGGAGAGUAAGCUUCGCGAGAUCCUUUACAACAUUGAGCAUGAACCCAAGAGCGACGGGGAUUCUACCCCGCGUCAGUCCUCCGUGACGGUUCAGCCUCCGGCCAAGGAGCCUGAUAGCAACACACCAGCGGUUGAGUCCGGUUUGAUACCGGUUGAUUCGGAGAUGGAAUACCCUAUGUCCGUGGUUAGUUCCGGUGGGGUGGAAGAUGGAAGCUAUAGUCCAGGAGGACGUCCCAUACUCCCAAGACUUCACACCCCUCAACCUCCAUCUCUCCAUCGAUCUGCGUCCAACCCGGCAAGCCAGAAAUAUGGCCCGGAAUUAUCGACCCCGUCGCACACUUUGCGUGCCGCAUCGGUGCCUCCUUCCAUGGACGAGGUCCACCGAGCCUUGUCUCCUCUUACCACAAACCCUCCACAGCGAAUUUACACCCCGUUCCGUUAUACGGAGGGACCUCAACGGGGCUCUGAUGAACUUGUAUUUGAUCGUCCGGCAUAUCAAGCUUACUCUGCUUUGCGCCAGGCGUCUGCGGAAAGCGGGCGAGUGAUGUCAGAUGCGCCACCUACGGGUGACCGGGACCGGUCGAGCUCGGUAGCGUCUAAGAAUACUGAUCAAGACGAAACAUUUGUCGGCUUGAUCCGAGAGAAAAGUGUUGCUUACCGGAAAAGGUCUCGCAAAGCAUCAUCAUCAUCAUCAUCACCAGUACCGCCGCUGCCCGCGGCUCUUCGCCGACAAGGAAAGGUGCCGGGUGCCAUUGAAGAGCUACGGUCUAUUAUUUCAUCGUCCACGAGCAAGAAAUCCGAGAGCUUGUGGCAUACCACGGCGAGAAAGGAUUUGGAAAGGUAUGCCAACGAUUUUGGCUUUAUCUUGGAGGUAUUCAAACCCUGGGAAUCGGCCAACAAGCUUCGCCGAGAGAACUUGGAGAGAGAGCGGGUCAAACGUCAAGAGGAAUCAGAGAGCCAUAUCGAUGAUUUGUUCAACGGCAAGGAGAUCGGCUACGCGGAUAUUAACAUCUUGGAGGAAGAGUUCCGGCAGACGGAAGCACGGACCCAGCUUGGGGAGGAGCGCCGGGAAUUAGACAGCUUCAUCGCGAAUGUUUUCACGCCCCUCGAUAAGCGCCUGGAAGACGAGAUUUCCGCCCUCGGAGUCCACUAUGAGUCUGCACUGGGCCAGCUCGGCCGUGAGAAUAGCCACGCGGAAUCCAGCGCAGACAAGCCGAGCAUCUCGCACACCAUGAAGAUUGUGAAUGAGAUCCACCACCGCCUGGAGAUGCGAUACCACAAACGCCUGGAGAUUGCUCUUGACCGGGAACGUCGACGCAAGAAGGCCGAGAGACGUCCCCUCGUCUUCAUGGGCGACUCCGCGGCUCUGAAGAAACUGGACCACGACUUUGAUCAGAUGGAGAAACAAAAUAUCCUGGAAGCGGCGCGCGGCCGCGAUGAGAGAGCCAACCGGCUCAUGGACGCUUUCGACGACGCGAUCCUGCGUGGUCUCGGCGAGAACCAGACGCAUCUCGACGAACUCGUUGCCAAAGUGGGCCCCGUCGACGAGACGGCCAUCGGCGCGUCGAGUCUCCCCGAGAUCGAGAUUGAGCAGGUGCUCACCUCCGUGUCUACGCUGGUCGAAUCGCUCCGCCAGGACUCCGAGUCAAUCCUGCAUAGCUUUGGCAUUGCCGACUCGGCGCUCAACAACGCGGACUACAGCGUCUCGGUCUCGGAGGCGCGCUACUCAAACGCCGAGCCAGAGGUCUUCCGCCAACUGGAGGCGGAGAAGAAGAAAGAAGACGGCAAGAUCCAGGACAACCUGCGCACCAAACUGCAGAGCGUGCGCGUUGGGCCGGCCAAAAUCACGGCCACCGUCAACGCGGCGCUCCGAUCCUUGGGCAAAACGCCUCCCCCCGAGCCACCCGUGCCGUCGGAUGACAUCCCCGCCAGCCAGGCAUAUGAUGUUUCAGUGCCGGGGCCUCGACCAGCAAGCACCGUGGGCACAGGCGGCAGGAAGGUAGUAGUUACUGAUGACGCGGUGCACCGGGAGCGACUGCGCAGGGCGCUGGCGGAUGCAAAGAAGCGGAACGCCGCAAAGAACAGUUCAUUAUCGUUGCCGUUGCCAGCUAGUGAAGGGUAGUAUAGUAACCUUUUACUUGAGAUUAAUACCCUUGUAAUUAUUAUUAUUAUUUUUUAAUUGAUUAAUGUGCAAGAAGAUCGUCCUGUAUCUAUGUAUCUAUAUACAAUAAGUAUACCCACCAAUACAAG
This is a messenger RNA of Aspergillus ochraceoroseus IBT 24754, 4140 nucleotides long. RefSeq lists its product as uncharacterized. Bases 320 to 4012 code for a protein of 1230 amino acids. NCBI's taxonomy places the organism in Eukaryota, Fungi, Ascomycota, Eurotiomycetes, Eurotiales, Aspergillaceae. The record is from RefSeq and is a predicted model, not a curated record. The transcript is spliced from 2 exons.